This is a messenger RNA of Lachnellula hyalina, 753 nucleotides long. RefSeq lists its product as uncharacterized. The coding region runs from base 1 to 753 and encodes 250 amino acids. NCBI's taxonomy places the organism in Eukaryota, Fungi, Ascomycota, Leotiomycetes, Helotiales, Lachnaceae. The transcript is spliced from 2 exons. The record is from RefSeq and is a predicted model, not a curated record.
AUGACUGAGAUGGAUGUGAAUAGCAAGACAGACACCAAGAACCAACGGACGCGGAAUGGAAGCGCCAGGAUGGGAGGGGGUAUGGGCGAGUGGAAGGACGCCCGGUACGAGCCAUAUCGACAAAAGUCCUCUCUCCCCAGCUCGCUCACAUACCCCUCCUCAAACCAAACCAAACCAACCAACAUGCCGCUCCAACCCCCCACAAUAACAACCUACCACUGCCUUUGCACCUCCCUCCUCCUAGCCAGCACGCACACCUUCUCAUCCCUCCCCCGCCGCUCAACUGGCACAGGCGCCCUCGACUCGGCCAUAAUCCUCCCCUUGCCGUCUGCCCCUACGAGUAGCUUGGAAGAUGCGAACGCCAAUGAGAACACAAAUACAAUUGUGAACGAGAUGCCAGUAGAGGGCUAUACGAUUAUACUAGGCAUGAUAAAGGCGACCAAACCGACGGUGGUUAGGAGGGAAGACGGCUUCGAGAAGAGGAUGCUGUGGAGGUGUGUAAGGUGUGGUGUUGUGGUUGGGUAUGAGAUACUAGGGCAAGGAUUGGGACUGGGAAUGGGAGGGGGCGAGAAGAUGGAUCUAGAUGUGGAUGGUGGGGAGAAAGGCAAGGGUAAGGGGAAAGAAGGAUAUGAGGGGAGGAUUAUGUAUGUGCUGCCUGGGGGGGCUACCAGUACCGAUGUUAUGAGGACAGGGAGAAAGGUUGGGGAGGGGGAUGUUGAUAUACAGGCUGGGACUGUCGCUGCUUUCGAGUAG